AUGUUUCGAUCGCAUCGCAAGUUGGCACUUGCCAUUGGCAUUAGUGAUUAUGAGCGUAAUAUCAGAUUACCUAAUACAAUAAAUGAUGCACGUGAUAUGUCAUCAAAGACAUAUUAUUUACGCAGUGAACCAUUGAUCAAAGCGACAGCACGUUCGCUUAAUUCAAAUACUUCUAACCCGAUUGGUUUAAAAGAAAUGAUCGUAAAAGCUGGAAUGUUAAUUGCAUAUGCCUGCGCACCCGGAACAAUAGCAAAUGAUGUACCUAAUGAAAGAAAUGGUUUAUUUACAAAACAUCUACUGGAACAUAUUGGAACUCCAAACAAAGAUAUUCGAAUGGUAGUAGCUAAUGUCACAAAUGGAGUCAAGGCUGAAUCCCGAUGGAAACAAAUACCACAUCUUACUACUAACCUUUCUGCGGAAAAUGUAUACUUAUUUGAAUUGAGUCCAGGUAAAUACUAA
Rotaria sp. Silwood1 is the source of this 459-nucleotide messenger RNA. The record is from the annotation of a GenBank genome assembly. NCBI's taxonomy places the organism in Eukaryota, Metazoa, Rotifera, Eurotatoria, Philodinida, Philodinidae.